AUGCUUGUCAAGGCCUUUGCUGAUGAUUUCGACCUCAAAUUCAGACCUCACCAGGUCGAAGGUCCUGCUUCUCCCAGAGACUAUUUGGAUUGGAAUGCUCGUUUGAGAAAGCAUCGUCUUGAACAGCAAAACAAAAAAGAAACACACAUUACCUCUGGCCAUCAAGUCCCUGAACUCGGAUGGGUGCAAAGCAGCUAUGUCCAGCCACAUGUCAUGGCGAAUGAUUUGUUCUUGUUUGAUCCCAAAACCAACAAAUACACUGUGGAUAAAUAUGUGCAAGAUGUAACCGAGCGUUUUGGUACCAUUGAUUCUGUCGUCAUUUGGCCCAGUUUCCCUAAUCUUGGUUGCGAUAGUCGUAACUCUGAAGAUUACUACAGAUGCCUCCCUGGUGGCACGCUUGGUAUUCGUUCUUUGGUAGAAGAAUUUCAUGCCAGAAAAAUUAAGGUUUUGUUUCCUGUCAUCGGGUGGGACAACGGAACACGUGAUCCCAGAGCUGCUUGGAGCUACAUCUUGCCUAGAUUAUUCAAGGAAUACACUAUUGAUGGCAUGUCUGCUGAAGUUGCUUAUUUCAGUGAAGAUUACUGGAUGAAUUCUCUCGCUAUCGGACAUCCUUUGGCUUUCCAAUCUCAAGCUAGCAGCGAGAACAAGCUCGGAGAUGGUCCCGAAUUAGAUGAUACCUCUAUCAUGCAAUGGAAUACUAUGGAUAUGGCCAAAUUUGACACCAAUACUCGUGUUCCCACUGUUGCAUUGAGAAAGUUCAUUGAACCUCAACAUAUGACUCGCAGCUGUGAUAAAUGGUCCAGAAACAAGACUGCCAUGAUCCAACACGCCUUCUUCAAUGGCUUGGGCAUUGAAAUGUGGGAAAACAUCUUUGGUACUUGGAACCAGCUCACGCCUCGCGAUGCCGAGGCUUUGCGCAGAACCACCAGCAUUCUUCGAUGCUUUGGUCCCGACUUUUUCGCCUCUGCUGAAUGGGAGCCUCAUUGUCCAUGUGUUCGCUGGGAAACCGUGUUCUCUAGUAAGUUCCCUAGUCGCAAAAUUGAAGACCAAGUUAUCUGGACCUUUGUCAACCGUGGUCCUGCUCAUGUCACUGGCCAUCAAAUUGUUGCCAACUAUCACAUUGGUAUCCAAUUUUACGAUGUCUGGCACGGAACUGAAAUUCAGCCCACUGAUAUCUGUGAUGGUCUUGCCACACUAAGCUUUGAUAUUGAACCCUAUGGCUACGGUUGUAUUUUUGCUACCAACGAUGUAUCUCCUUUGCCCAAUAACUUCGAGUCUCUCAUCAAGACAUUGCAUCAUCGCUCCAGAACACCCUUAUACCAAAUCCCUAUCUGUAGUGCUGUCUUGUGGCAAGAAUUAGACGAAGUGGUUGUCAGCAAAUAUACCAAUGAAAACGUGUGUGGUAUGGUCCGCAUCGAAGGUGGAUCCUAUGACUUUAAGGUCAAGGGUCUCAGUGCUCACCCUCAUAGCAAAGCUGAUUAUCCUGGCAUCGAUGUCAAGUAUCCUUGGGAGUUCCAACCCUCAAGACACCACAGUACAAAGCAUAUGCACAUCAAGACCUUUUACAUGGACGCUUAUCCUGUGACAGAAAGCCAAUUCAAAAAAUUCUUGGACGAAAGUGGCUACAAGCCUGCUGAUCCUACCAACUUCUUGAAGCACUGGUGUGGUGGUUGCUAUCCUGCUUAUCGUGCCAACAAGCCUGUCACUCAUGUCUCUGUUGAAGAUGCAAGAGCUUAUGCCAAAUGGGCUGGCAAGCGUCUCCCUCAUGAAUGGGAAUGGCAAUAUGUUGCUCAAGGUGGCCAUGAAUAUCGCACUUAUCCUUGGGGUAAUGAGUGGGAUGAAUCCAAGGUACCUGAGGUCUACAGUGGUCGUGAAAGAUUGUACCCUGAUCACCCUCCUGCUGAUGUCGAUGCCUUCCCUGCUGGUCGCUCUUGUAUGGGUGUCUAUGAUCUCGUUGGCAAUGUAUGGCAAUGGACUGAUGUAUACCGUGAUGAUCAUACCAGAGCAGCUAUUAUCCGUGGUGGUUCUUACUAUCAAGCAAAGGAUGGCCAACAUUACUUCCCUCAAGCCUACCGUAAUGAUCAACACGGCAAAUACCUGCUGAUGUCUCCCUCUAUCGAUAGAUGUGCUACUAUUGGUUUCCGUUGUGUCAAGGAUACCGAAGAAAGUGCUUCAUAUCUUGGUAACUGCUCUUUUGAGGCUGAUGAUUGCUUUUAA
This is a messenger RNA of Mucor velutinosus, 2217 nucleotides long. Its product is annotated as histidine kinase osmosensor. The record is from RefSeq and is a predicted model, not a curated record. Lineage: Eukaryota; Fungi; Mucoromycota; Mucoromycetes; Mucorales; Mucoraceae. The transcript has 10 exons. Bases 1 to 2217 code for a protein of 738 amino acids.